AUCCACGGUUUACAUAUGCCAACCUGCGUGUGCAAUAGUUACAAGCUCGUUGCAGUUGUUCUUUUAAAUCCUCAGCUGCGGCGCAGCUGUGUGCAGCUUAUCCAGGGCAGAGCUUAUCAUAGCGCAAGAGCUGCUUGCAACGCUACUACAAGUAUAGAGGUAUUGAUAUCACGCAAGGUCACCGACUCGGGCACAGGCCAAAGGAACCAUGCCUCCCAAGAAGGGCGUCUCAGCCGCGGAGAAGCGCGACCGCGUGCUGGAGAUAUUCCACGAGUCAUCUGAUGUGUUCCAGGGCAAGGACAUCGAGAAGCUCGCAACGAAGAAGGGCGUCAUCUCGCAAGCAGUGAAAGAUGUGCUGCAGAGUCUCGUUGAUGACAACCUGGUGCACAUGGAGAAGAUUGGAAUCUCCAACUACUAUUGGGCCUUCCCAUCUGAAGCCUCCGUCAUGGUGGAAAACGACGUAAAGCGGCUUGAGACGGAUCUGGCGGCAACCCGCAAGCGGAGAGCCGAGGUGGAGGCGUCGCUAGAGCAACAUAAAGCAGCCAACCCAGACACGGAGUCACGUGCUCAGGCGCUGGCGGAGCUGAACAAGCUGAAGAAGCGGGCGACAGAGGUGUCAUUCAAGCUGGAGGCGUACCGGGAUAACGACCCCGAGACGGUGCAGGCCAUGCACAACAUAGCGGAGAGCUGCAAGCUGGCGGCAAACCGUUGGCUGGACAACACCUACUCGCUGUUGUCCUGGUGCAAGAAGCGGUUUGCGGGCAAUGAGGCGGAGCUGGCCAAGUUCUUUGAGGAGGUAAGGGCCAGGCCAUUGGCACCCAGGGUGCAAAACACGUGGGCGGCGAGCUGAAAGGGUGUACUACUGCCAAUGCUUUGGAGCAAC
Chlamydomonas reinhardtii is the source of this 883-nucleotide messenger RNA. RefSeq lists its product as uncharacterized. Gene Ontology annotation, molecular function: recombinase activator activity; double-stranded DNA binding. The record is from RefSeq and is a predicted model, not a curated record. Gene Ontology annotation, biological process: homologous chromosome pairing at meiosis; meiotic strand invasion involved in reciprocal meiotic recombination; reciprocal meiotic recombination. The transcript is spliced from 7 exons. Gene Ontology annotation, cellular component: DNA recombinase auxiliary factor complex; condensed nuclear chromosome. The coding region runs from base 209 to 850 and encodes 213 amino acids. NCBI's taxonomy places the organism in Eukaryota, Viridiplantae, Chlorophyta, Chlorophyceae, Chlamydomonadales, Chlamydomonadaceae.